Mercenaria mercenaria is the source of this 2876-nucleotide messenger RNA. RefSeq lists its product as uncharacterized. The transcript is spliced from 9 exons. The coding region runs from base 73 to 2442 and encodes 789 amino acids. Gene Ontology annotation, biological process: protein phosphorylation. Gene Ontology annotation, molecular function: ATP binding; protein kinase activity. The record is from RefSeq and is a predicted model, not a curated record. Lineage: Eukaryota; Metazoa; Mollusca; Bivalvia; Venerida; Veneridae.
AAAUUUUGCCCACACAAACAAAAAGGCAACACUUGGAUUACUGUAUUGACUGGCGGGAAACGUUGACGUCUUAUGACGUCGAUGGAAGUAAACACGUCAGACAUCAUCAUUUACAACUUGAGAAGAAAAAUGGCAUCGUUGGUAGAAGAAAAUCAGCAAGAGUGCAUGUGUAAUAAUUACAGUGAUCACAACAUCUCGAAUAAUGGACAGCACGUGUAUAAUCAUUGUCACAGUAGCAGACAGCACGUGCAGCACGACGAAUUAUUUCUAGACUCUGAGGUUGCAACAUUUUGCGUUUGUGAAAAGCAAAUUCGUCAAAAAAAUCUAACGGCCAAAAAUGGCAAUAAUAAUAGAAACGAUGACAGUUUGACCCCCAAUGUUAAAGAAAGCACUGAGAUAACAACAGACAAUGCUGAUGAAACGAAAGCCAACCUUGUCGGAUAUGAAGACACCGAUAAUGUUGAAAUCAUUAUUUUCGUAGAAAAAGGCUACGGGGAGAUACAUGUUGGUGUUGUGUCGAAACUAUUUGUACCUAGCAAAAACCAAAUGAUCCUAGCAAGUACUUUCAAAUUUGCAUUGGACACGAAAGAUGAACAUCAUAGUAAGAAUCAUGACAUUGAGACUGAACCAAGAAGCAAAGAAGUAAAUAUCACUACUAAAACAAUAGAAAAUAUGACAUCUACAAAGAAAGGAAAUGCUAGUGAAGCAAAACAUGUACAUUUUCAAAGGCAAAGGCGUGUAAGUUUACGAUCUCACAAGAUGGAAAAAGACAGUAAUAAUCAGGUUUAUCAGGGCGUAGAAAAUGUCGAGAAAUGUUCAGAGAACCCUGUGUGUAAAGAUUAUUUGAAAAAUGUUAAUAUGCCGACUGUAAGUAAUAAAGUUGACAAUAAAAUAGAUGAAGAACCAGCGAGCAAACCCGUUCUUCAGAAUAUGCAAAAGCCUUCUUCACAUGUAAGUUCAUCUGAAAGUGAUCUUAGAAAAUAUCCUGACAGAGGAAAUGCUCGUAGAGCUGACAAAUGGCAGAGGCAGUUACCUGCGGACAAGAAAAUAACCAUAUUACAGCGAGGUUGCGAUAUAAGUACAGCUCAUGAGAAAUCUUAUAUUAUAAAAGACCGCGACUCAAAAGGAAAUAAAAACGACAGCUUCUCUAAGUUUCCGAAACUUAAAACUGAAAUUAACCAAAACCAGCCGGAAAGAGGCUCAAAGAAUCUGAGAAAUACACCAGUUCAGAUCAGCAGCUCCAACAUAAAUACGACUUCAUCCUCGGUAAACAACGAGUCUCGAGCCCGUCGCAGCAAAUCGUCAAUAGAUGCAGACGGCGCUAGACAACUUGAGGAGAAGAAGGAAAAGGAACGACAGAGAAAGAAGCUUGCACGGAGGAAACAGCGCAAAUAUAAACAUAGAACGCCUAAAACAGAGUUAGAAAUAUUCCAGCAACAAAUUGAGACAGGUCAACUGAGGUCAAUGUUUAGUCGGUACAAAACGGAGGGUUUGAAGUGCUUAGUGAUGCAAAAACUUCUGCACAAGGGUACAUUUAGUAACAAGUACAAAGCAUCCUUCAAGAACAAGCAGGUUGUCUUGACAGUUUACAAUGAAGAACUGGCAGACGUAAUCAACGCUUUAGAUAUGGCACAUAUGGGCAACUCGUACUUCGUUCUAGGAUUUAGCGACUGCAUGACUGGACCAUAUGGCAAGCUCUGGUUCAUGAGCAUAUUCCACAGCUUCGGUGACCUCCAAAAACUACUGUCACGUGACAGAAACCGUCACGUGAUCGGUGAACUACACGCGCAGUUUAUCACGGCGGGUGUUCUAAUUGGCGUCGACUUUCUGCAUCAGCACGAGAUUGUCCAUGGCAACAUUAAACCGUCAAAAGUGCUUAUCAACGCUCUCGGUUAUCCAGUUUUGACUGGUUUUGUGAAGAUGACAGACAAAUCGGAUAUGGAGGGUAACGAAGCCUAUACUCCAGCAUAUGUUGCUCCGGAACAUCUCCGUGGUAACCGUGAUACAGCAAUAGACAUUUUCAGUGUCGGCUGUAUGGCCUAUGAAAUCAUCACUGGAUGGACGCCGUUUGACGGUGAAACCCGGGAACAAACCUUACAGAACAUACAGAGAGCAUGCAGACCGAUCUAUGAUCCGGAAUUAUUCUCAUUUGCCGGAGAGUUCUUCAUAGAUUCCUGUCUUAGGAGGAACCCCAAAGAGCGUUUCUGGAUUGGUGUAGAGAGGAGUAACCUCAUUUACGAAGAAUGGUUUAGUACGUUAGACUGGAGGGAUUUCAGGAGGCAGACGCUUCGAUCUCCUAUUCUAGAGGCUCAACGUCUUAUUAACAACCGUGCAGAGCUUGGCUGGGAAGAAAAGGCUGUACAGUUCAAAUGGGGUCAGGUCAUGGAUGUGAUGUGCCCAUAUACACCUAGUCUAUACACUGACGAGGACAAUAUCAUCUAGAUUACAUCAAAUCAUAAAGAAGAACGAAAAACGCUGCCUUUGAUGACCCAUUACACGAAUCAUGUUGUAGUUGGAAAUUUCAGAUUGAUCAAGUUACUAAUUUGAAUAAUUAUUUUUGAAAAAGUUUAGAAUUUAUGGAACAUUUUCUAAAAUAUUCUAAUUUUUUAUAGAUCAUUUUUUUGUGGAUGUAUACUUACAAUCAUUUUAUAAUUAUCUUACAAGCAUUUUCUACUUUUACAUGUUUGACGAUUUAAACUGAUUUUAUCUAUCAUUACUCCCAUUCAACAAAGGCCACGUCAUUUUGUACGUAUAUAUACUGCAUUGUAAAUACUUAUUUUGAUUGUCAUAUAAAUGCACUUUAUGAUUUUAAGUUUGAUAUGUCACAUAAUGUGUCAUGAUGUUUUUAAAUAAACUUGAAAAUGAUAUUUUAAAAA